Messenger RNA from Apiotrichum porosum, 1020 nucleotides. RefSeq lists its product as uncharacterized. The record is from RefSeq and is a predicted model, not a curated record. NCBI's taxonomy places the organism in Eukaryota, Fungi, Basidiomycota, Tremellomycetes, Trichosporonales, Trichosporonaceae. Bases 1 to 1020 code for a protein of 339 amino acids. The transcript has 2 exons.
AUGUCGUACCCAGUUCUGAACCCCCUUAGGGCUACGGACUUCUCUUCUGACGACAUCAGCGUCGUCACCAUCGACGCGACCAACAUCGUCCAGCUCGAGAAGAUCGACAUGACCAUGACCAUGGCAGAACUGGGCCGAGCCGACGAGUUGGCGGCCGCUGUUGAUGAGUGGAACAAGGCGUGGGUGAACAAGGCGUACGAUGGCUGCCAUCAGGACAUCAAGAACGUGGCUUUCUCCGUCCUUCCCCGCAUCAAGCUCUUUCUUUCGGAGGACUCGCGCGGUUUGUUCGUCUUCGACGCUGCCACAGGAUUCGUCAAGAAGUCGUUCCCGUUCGGCUCGUCGAUGCGCGACGUGUUCCUCAAGACCACGCAUGUGGGCCAUGACGGUCAAGAGCACCAGCUGCUCGACAAGUCCUACACGAUCAUGCUCCACGCCGGAGGUGCGGCUGUCCGCAAGGACCACGAGACGUUGCGUGACGACCCCACACGCAACGCCCUCCCCUUCAACAACGUUAUCGCAGCUGCCAGGCGUGCCAGGGGCCUGCAUGCUGUCGGUCUGUACCUCCGCGUGUACGAGUUCUUUGGAAUGCUUCUGCUGUAUCUGGGUCUCUCCAUCGACAUGGGGACACGCCAGUACAGCCAUGACCGCGAUGGCGUCAACGAACUCAUCCGUGAGUUCUGCGCGGCCCAGGGCGUCAGCGGUGCCGACUGGAGCGCCAUUGUGUAUUGCCACUUUGGCAACCGCAACUUCACGGACAUGCCCCCACCUGUUCUGGCAUCCAUGGAGAACCUCGUUGUUGGCGGCGGUCGCUUCACUAGCCGUCUGAACAAGAUGCAAGUCAACGUGGUGAACACGUACUUCCGUCUCCUCCCCCGCGCCCUCACAUCGACCAGCGGACUCACCGCCCCGCGUAGGGACGACCUCCUCGCCACUUGGAGUAUCCUGUUCCACGAGUACAAGGAUAUGGGCCAGCAGUGGCGCGACGCAAACGUGUUCGGGGCGGUGCCCAGCUCCCACUAG